GAUUUUUUAUGGCGCUGCUCUCAUUUCGACUUAGCAUUGUGUUUACAAUAGGAUUACUGUUGCUGAAUGGAUUCGUUACCGAUUCGGCGGUGCUGGCAUUUGUCAACGAAGAAGGUCCGGAGCGGCUGCGGCUAACAGCCGCACCACCGUCGCAUGUCAUCGUGACGGGCGGUCGGAAUGCUCCGGUGUAUUUGCCCUGCCAGGCAGAACUUGGACCCGAAACGUCCGAUCACAUACCGAACAGUAGUUACGGGGACGAAUAUCUGGACGGACACAACGAGGAGGAUGAUGAAGAGGAGGAAGAUGACGAGGGUUAUGAUGAAGAUAUUGAUGAGAUGGAGGACGAUUUUCUUCCCCACACCUCCUCGCUGCUAACGAGCAACGAUCUGUCCAACGAUCAGCAGCAAGGUGUGGUGCAGCAGCAACAGGUUCAGCAUUACUCGCGCCAGUACAAAGACUACGAAACGGAAGACGAUGAUGAUGAGCGUCGGCGAAGGCGGCGGCGGCGCCGGCGUCGUCGAUAUGUCCACACACAAAGACGUGGUCUCUCCGGCGGGGAGUAUUCCGGGUCGCAGAAUAUCUUCGAGUACGUGUGGUAUCGCAACGGGUCGGUAUUCCUCACCACCUCCUUCCAGAAUCAGAACCAGCAUCAAACGCAUAAAGGGUUCCGGCUGUUCGAAAACGGGACGCUACGAAUUCCGUACAACCGCCAAAAUGGAAACAUGGCAGCGGGCGUGUACCGGUGUAUGGCAACGAUCGUCAACCGUCAGCAACGCUACCAGGGCUCGGUCCUAUCCACCGCAUGUACCGUUUCGAUAGCAUAUCUCGAACGGGACAAUCGGAUCAAUUUCUCCAAUAAUACGAUCGUAGUACGUGCGAAUGAACCAACCGUCCUUCCUUGUCCCUUUCAAAGCUAUCCCAUGGCAAACAUAACGUGGUCGGUGAAUAAAACCGUACUGCAACUGCAGGCCAAUCUGGGCAGCUCUAAAGAAAGCAGAUUUUUCCUAUUGCAUAAUGGUAGCCUCCUUAUCAGUGACGUUCAACCGGCGGACAGUGGCCGAUAUCGUUGUAACGCAACGAACAAUUAUGUCACCAAAAACGUUCGCAGUACCAGUGUCAAUCUUGCCGUGAUUAGUACACCCCAAAGUAGCCUUACGGUGGAGGCAAAGAAACGUCUGUUGCCACCACUUCAACCAUUGCACCUGUCCGUUCGUGCGGGGGAAACGCUCCGGCUCCAUUGUGCUUGUUAUUCCUGUAAGCCCCAGUGGAUAUUCACGCCACGCCACAGCGAGUUGCCGAUUAGGCUGGAUAACUACACCCACCAGGUCGUGUUCGUGAACGUUUCCGUUGCCCGACACGAAGGAACAUUUACCUGCCGUGCGCCAGAUGGUACCGAUCGUCAAACGUUCGACGUGACCGUGUUAGUUCCUCCGGCGAUUGUUAGCAAAAUUGCGUCCUACACCUCGUCGGUAGUUGCCUCAAUGGCGUUCAACUGCACUGUCACGGGUAAUCCAAUGCCGACCGUCAUCUGGUAUAAGAAUGGGCGCGAGCUGACCAGUAAUUACAUCGUACAUUACAACUAUCCGAUGUUGCAAAUCAACACACUAGACCCAGAAGACGAAGGUCUGUACCAGUGCAUGGCACAGAAUGCGGCCGGUGAAAUUUCCGCCUCGUCCUAUCUGACGAUACGCGACAAACAGAAGUAUCGGCACAAGGCAAAGCGACUGGAAGGAAUCCAGUGCUACCCGGCCGAUACGACCAGCUUGUACUUAACGUUUACCGUACCACCGCAUGCCAGUGCUAACAUUGAGUACGUAAUGUACUAUCUGGCAACUGACGAUCCGUUCCGGUGGUACAGUUCGCCGCCAACACAGUUGGCAGCCAAUGGCAGUCUGCGGAUUAGCGGAAAGAUGGUUGAACCGUUUCGCAACUAUACCGUGUUUUUGCGUGCCUGCUCAGUGAGCGAUAUUACCGGCGCGGAAAACAUUCGUGGCAGUAGUACGCAAGGUAUGCAAAAAGUCAUCCCGUCCAGAUUAUCUAGGGGUGUCCAGUGCGCAUCACAAGGAUAUACUAUUCUAUCGACCUUUUUCCCAAAUAAUGGAAUUUUUAUCUGGUGGCCCAAGUAUGAUCUUGUACAACCGACUGCCUUCACUAUACAGCUUCGACAUGGUGGAAAGAGUAAUCUGACCACGUUUACAAAUCAAAUCAUCGGUACAGUUGAUCCGCUGGACGAUUACAUGUCGCACGAAGAGGUGGGCCCACUGCUUGGGAAGAUCGAUGCAGAAACGAAGGAGCUUCAGGAUUGGCUAUGGAACGAGUACGACGUGCCAGAUGGCAGUGGUGGUGACGGUACGAAAAGUACGGAAAAUCGACAACGUCAGCGACGUCGUCGUCGUCGUCGUCAAAGUCAUAGAGAAAAUCGACGUAACCGGCAUGCAUUCGAUCUGUCCAAGGAUCGGAAGCAAAUUCUCGAUUCUCUUGCUACCAGCGGAGCACUGGAUGUGGACGUAGCGCUUCCAAUGAAUGCGGCACACAUUCGAUCCAACGCGUCCAGCUUGGAGGCGGUAGUAGCAGCGGCAAAACUGUCCGCUGCCGGACUUGGUAGCCAUCUGGAUGAUGGUCGAAUACGGAAAUCUCAUCAACAAAUUACGGUAACGCAGGUGAAGGUUGCGGGUAAUGUGACCGGUAUUCUUCUCCCUAACAUACGCAGUGUGAUGGUGCGUGUGCUGGGCUCGGUAACUCCGGACGGUGAACCGAUGGUACAGGAUUUGCGAUAUGUUGAGUGGAAAGCGAUUGAUACCGAUGCACCAAGAACCGAUGCGGUAAAUAGAUUUCAGGCAAGUCACAUCGAUGCCAGAAGUGUACAAUUUACGUGGAGUCGUUUCGUUGCAACAAAGACGAUAAAUCGGUGCUUAGAACUGUGCUAUAAAAACGUAAACUAUGAUGUUACAAUGCGUGGAGGAUCAAGCCGAUUCGAUUGUCAAAAGAUUCCGAAGGAUGCGUCUUACUAUAAUGUGAAGGAUUUAAUUCCCGUUACUAUGUAUAAAGCUUUUUUAAAACCUUGCGAAUCGAAUGAGGCACUCAGUGACUUUUUGGAUUUCCAAACAAAGCACGAUGUUCCCGGGCCUGUAACUAAUCACGAGCUUCAUCGUAAGGGUGGAACCAUUAGCAUUACUUGGGGUCCACCCGAAAAUCGCAAUGGCAUACUGCAGGGAUAUCUGGUGGAAUGGAUAAACGAGGAUAGCGUGCAACACUCGGCCAAUCUAUCAGCUGACGCUAUAAGCUUCACGUUUCCGAAUGUAACAUCCGAUGAGCGCAUCAAUAUAUCGCUCCGCGCGCUAAGUAGCUCUGGGCUUGGCAUACCGAUAUACCUGAAUCUGAAAAAUUACGAGCCCAUAAUUGAUGGUGUGGAUGGGAAAGGUCCCGGGAGCCCCGGCGGUUAUAGCGAUCGUUGGUUACUCCAGCUCUACUUGAUAGUGCUUAUGCUGCUACUGUUUGUGGUGAUGGGAGUGUUUUGCUAUUUAGUAUUUCGGCGGAAAGCAUGCAAAAAGGCCGCCAAUAACUCUGGGGCACCACUUAAUAAUCGUGCUCCGUUGGCUGCCAGCAAUGAUUCCCGGCACCAUCCUGCAAUUGACGCAUCGGCAAUGCAGAUGAUGGGUAUGGUAACUGGAUGCAAUAACGAUAUGCACGAAAUGCAAACUCUAAUUCGCUCAAGCAACAACUAUCCCAAUGCGAACGGUGGGCUCAUGGCUAAUGGACUGCCCAUAAGCAGUUGCGUUCAAUCCGUGCCGGAAACGAAUACGGCCCCGGGAGCCGCAUUGGUACCCAGAAACAGAUUACAUACUAUAAAAUGCUUUGACGCUGUGACAAAUGUACCGCGGGACGAAACAGUUCCAACGCAGGUCAAUAAUGUGCGUGGAUGUACAGCUAUAACGUCCUACAAAGAGUUGUUGGGUAAAGAGCGAAUGGAAGGCGCAGAAAAGUAUGCUGUUAUUGUUCCCAACAUAAACCAUCGAGGUCGUUACGAAGUAGGUGAUAAUGUUGCUUCCAGUAUCAGUGAUACCAGUGUUGCCCUAAACAAAGAUGCUCGUCGAUCUUCGGGUGGUAAUCAAGAGAGUACAAUAGCAAAUGGUUCUAAAACACCAUCGAACUUUAGCGACAGGAUCUCGCCGGCAACACUGGCACGCAGUAACAGCGAAGACAAGCGAUCACCAUCCAUGUCAUUCUCGUCCAAAGUUUCCUGCGCUGUCCUGCCAUCGUCAUCGUCCUCGUGUUCAUCCACACCGUCGUCAUUAUCGCCCGCUUCCUCACAAUGCGCUCUAAAGAUGCGAACCCCAGUAGAAUUCGACAGUAGCCAACGUAGAUUAUUAGAGACUACUUUAGAUAGUAACACAAGCACCAUUAAUGUAGAAGAAACGGCGCAACAGCAGUUAGAUAUACCAGCAGCAGCACAACUACCACCACCACCACACCCAGUAGAAAUUUAUAAUUACGAUUAUGCAACGAACUGUGAUGAUGAAAAGGAAGAUGAAAUAGACCACAGCCGACAGCUGCUGCUUGGGCAGGAGUGCCGAAAGGUGCCUGAAAAUACAACGAGUCCGUUGGUCGUAUCGAUGUCAACAACCGACCAAACCGUUAGGGGGUUUCCUAUGGUAAAUGAGCAGCAGAAGCAUCAAAAGGGCGAUGCUCGACGCCAGCAGUUGCAACCGCAUAAGGAAACGAAUCUUAACUAUCACCACAUAGACAGGACUACGGUAGACGGGUCGCGUCCCGAACAGGGCGGUGCGUACGUGACGAGCAACGGUGUGGAACUGUCGUUGACGAAGAAGAAUCCACUAUCCUGCAACCUUAAGAGUGAUAAGGAAGACGACGGCGAUGACGACGAUGAUGAUGAGCUGGAUAAUUCAUCAUCUUUACUGAACACAAGCAGCCUCAGUACAAAACCCCUGCAUCAACAGAACCACACAUCUAGCUGGAACUUUCGGCGACCGAUCAUCGGUCCGAACGGCUAGGCUCGGCGCGAAGAAAAACCAUUAAAAAUCGGCUGUCUAGUGUUCGGCAUUGAAUGGCCGAUCACCUUACAACAGCCGGUUUGGUGGAAGUGUUGCCUUCCGCUGCCUCUCAGGUACAUUCGUUUUAUGUUGUAAUUUUUGGAGAUGCCGUUUUACUGUCUGUUUUUCGUUGUUAAGAAUACCUAACUACCGAGCAACCCGUGGCACCUAGGAAUCAUCGAACGGUGCAAAAAACGGUGAAAAGAUGGUACACGCAAGAGAACAAUUUGAUUGUUUGCAGUAACGCUAACGCGCCAGAGUGUCCUCAUGUGCACAGCGCGUGUACUAGCCAGUACCCCACGGUGAUGGUGGUACAUUAUGAAUGAAUAUCGUUCGUCACUUUACAGUAUCAGCGUGCGCUGGAAAUGGAAGGUCGUGUGUUAUGCGUAGUAAUGAUAGAACGAAGCAGAGGCUUCAUCGUAAUUUUCGAUGAUUAAUUUAAGUGAUACUUUUAGUUUGAAGUUUGCAGAUGAGUCUUCUCUACAUUUUGAAAUGCUUUCUUCCCCUCUUAUGCUACCGAUAUUUUAUGUAUAAUAAUUUUCCUAAAGCUCACCCAAUGAAUGAUGCCCACACUGGUUAGGUUCGAUUGUUUGUGUUGCAAAGGUGAACAGUUCCCGGCCACGCAACAUUGCGUGGUUAUCAUGUAUGUAUCCUAUUAUUGAAACGAUUUGCAUUUAAUCUCAACGUAAUUGAGUACAUUUUACUCAUCUACUCACACUUUCUAUUACGAAGAAAAUCGAACAGUUGAGCUACUAAUAUAUGCAUCUGUGCAUUCGUGUAUAUUGUUACAAUUGUUUUACACGAUACCAGUUUUGAUUCGUUGUCGAACGCUCUAUUAUGUUUUACAAACUCCUCCUACAGCCAAUAACACAUAUUUAAAUAGUUUUGCAACACCUCUCGCAAAAACAAAAAAACUCUUUCUAAUGGAAAUCUGUACGGUAACAGUAGCCAGGCUCCAAUAGUGUGAUCUACAGUAUUGUUUAUUUAUGAAAACUCGCAUUUUGUUUUAUCGAUAUAUUCCCCAUGACUGUGACUAUGUUGCUAUUAUAAGCCAUUGGAAGCACGCUCUCUGUGUUAAUGAAUUUGUGUACAAUAGCAGGAACUCUUUACGUGCAUCUCCGUGCAAAUUCCGUUUACAUAAAAAAACAAAACAAAACAAAAAUUCCCAUACAAACGAAGUGAAGAAGUACAUACAGUUAGAAUG
Messenger RNA from Anopheles moucheti, 6255 nucleotides. RefSeq lists its product as uncharacterized. The transcript is spliced from 9 exons. Gene Ontology annotation, cellular component: axon; plasma membrane. Bases 9 to 5012 code for a protein of 1667 amino acids. The record is from RefSeq and is a predicted model, not a curated record. Lineage: Eukaryota; Metazoa; Arthropoda; Insecta; Diptera; Culicidae. Gene Ontology annotation, molecular function: cell-cell adhesion mediator activity. Gene Ontology annotation, biological process: axon guidance; homophilic cell-cell adhesion; dendrite self-avoidance.